Messenger RNA from Rubroshorea leprosula, 498 nucleotides. The record is from the annotation of a GenBank genome assembly. Lineage: Eukaryota; Viridiplantae; Streptophyta; Magnoliopsida; Malvales; Dipterocarpaceae.
UCAUGACUGUCGAGUUUGACUAUUUUUUGGAUUUCCUCUUUUUUUUUUUUUUUUUUUUUUGGGUACAUGGAUUUCCUCUUUAUUUGUUUGCAGCUUCCGCUUGUGAUGACAAAUCUUAGAGAAAAAUUGACAGAGGAAGAAGUGGAUGAAAUGAUACGAGAAGCGGAUACAAAGGGUGAUGGCCACGUGAACUAUGAGGAGUUUGUCAGAAUGAUGCUAUCCAAGUGCUUGGAGCCAAUCGACCAAUGAUGGUGCCACCGUGGUUAUGGCCAAGUGAACUAUGAGGAGUUUGUCAGAAUGAUGCCAGCAGAGGGAUGUGAUCCAUCAACCAAUGAUAGUGUCACUUUAUUCUGGACUUGGUGAAGAGGGAUGUGAUCCAUCAACCAAAUGAUAGUGUCACUUUAUUUUGGACUUAGUGAAGUGGGAUGGUUUCUUCUGUGUCCAUUGAGUCGUCUAGUCUGUUUCCAAUUGAACUUUAUAUAAACAGAUUAUAAUGAG